This is a messenger RNA of Dentiscutata erythropus, 879 nucleotides long. NCBI's taxonomy places the organism in Eukaryota, Fungi, Glomeromycota, Glomeromycetes, Diversisporales, Gigasporaceae. The record is from the annotation of a GenBank genome assembly.
AUGAACAAGAAAUAUAUUACGCAUAUAUUGAUUUUAUUGAUAAUUAUAGAAAAUGCUUUUACACAAUCUAUUAUUAGUAAAACUUAUAAUGUUGAAAAUACAAUUGAUUAUUGGACAGAAGAACGUAUGGCAAAUGCAAAGCCUUUACUUUCAUCUAACAAAUUGAAUAAGACUGUAAGCAAUGACAGAAAAGAUUCUUUUGCAAAUGUACCUGAUCUUAAUAAUUCAGAAAUUCUAACUGACAAGCCACUUGCAGUAGGAAAAUUAUUUUUUACUUCACAUGGUGAGAGUUAUACAUGUACUGCUAGUGUAAUUGAUACUAGUGACGGAAAUAUAGGAAUUACUGCAGCGCAUUGCCUUUAUGCUGAGGGUGAAUUUUCUGAAGAUGUAAUUUUCUAUCCUGGAUAUGACAACGGUAAACCAAGUAGAUUGGGAAAAAUUGUUGUUUUGAAGAUUAGUGUGCCAAACAAUUAUAUAAAUUUUGAAGACGAUGAUUAUGGCGCGAUACUAUUUAAAUAUCAAGGCAAGUUAAAAGAUCAUACAGGAUCUUUUGGUUGGGGUUUAAAUCCACCAGAUCAAGUGAAAAUUGUUGCAUGGGGAUAUCCAGCAAUUGGUGAUAUGAACUGUGGUGAAGGUACUACUGAUGGUAAAACCUGCUGCAUUUGGAGAGGUGAUGCAACUCUAGAACAUCCACCUGCAAGGAGAGUUCCUGCAUAUUUUGGAAAAGGUUCAAGUGGAGGCCCUUGGAUAAUGAAAGAAACUCUGCCACAUUAUUUAGGAUAUUUAAUUGGCGUAACAGCAUAUCAUAUCGAUGAACAUUCUGAGUAUUCGGAUGUAUUAAAUUUUGCACUCGUUAGACAAUUAAUAAAAUUUGAAUAG